Messenger RNA from Xenia sp. Carnegie-2017, 601 nucleotides. Its product is annotated as deoxynucleotidyltransferase terminal-interacting protein 2-like. The record is from RefSeq and is a predicted model, not a curated record. NCBI's taxonomy places the organism in Eukaryota, Metazoa, Cnidaria, Anthozoa, Malacalcyonacea, Xeniidae. Gene Ontology annotation, molecular function: RNA binding. Gene Ontology annotation, biological process: RNA processing. Gene Ontology annotation, cellular component: nucleolus. Bases 15 to 548 code for a protein of 177 amino acids. The transcript is spliced from 5 exons.
AUCUUUAUUUCAACAUGGAUGAAACAAAUACUACAGUCAUUGCUGGAAAUAUUGACCAAGGACUUAAUGAGAAACAGAUAAUGAAAAAAUGUGUGAUUACUAGUGAUUUCCACAAGAAAGAAAAAGCUCCACAAUAUCACAAGACCUUCAAUUCUUUAAGGAAAGAAAAAAAGAGAGAUAAGGAUAGAUCGGCUGGAAAAGGAUGGUUCAAUAUGCCUGCACCUGAAAUGACACAAGAAGCUCAACGUGAUUUGAGAAUUCUUCAUAUGAGAAAUGUUCUUGAUCCUAAACAUCAUUACAAGAAAAAUAAUUCAAAAAAGUUACCAAAAUAUUUUCAGUUUGGUACAGUUGUAAGUGGUCCAGCAGAGUUUUAUUCAUCAAGAUUACCCAAUAGUAAGAGAAAGAAAACUAUUGUUGAAAGCCUCUUGGCUGAUGCAGAGUUUAGAAGAUACAAUAAAAGAAAAUACCUAGAGAUUCAGGCUUCACGGGAAAAAACAAAAAAGAAAGGAUUCUACAUAAGAAACAAAUAUAAACGGAAAAGAAGUUAGGGAUUUCUAGUUUCUGUGGGAAAUUAAUUUAAAAAUAAAUGAAACUUAUCAUG